Microdochium trichocladiopsis is the source of this 452-nucleotide messenger RNA. RefSeq lists its product as uncharacterized. NCBI's taxonomy places the organism in Eukaryota, Fungi, Ascomycota, Sordariomycetes, Xylariales, Microdochiaceae. The transcript has a single exon. The coding region runs from base 145 to 312 and encodes 55 amino acids. The record is from RefSeq and is a predicted model, not a curated record.
GGACAAGCGCCAAGUCAGUCUAGAAACCUGGGGAACCUCGUCACAAGGGCGGGAAAAAAUGACGACAGAAACUCGUGCUCUUGCCCAAUCCCUGCUGCCCCUGCCCACUGCCCCCUGGGCAUUGGCCUGGACCUAACCAAGCAAAUGACAAAGAAAGCUCGGAACCAGAUGCAUCAAAACGGGACAGCUGACCAGCCAAACUUUUUCCGCUGUUUGUGGCCCAGCCCCAGGCGACACGGCGGACGCCGACAUUGGACGCUGCCGCCUACCUGUGUGCACUGCACGGGGUCAAUGCGGAUCCUACAUCACUGAUCAAUGCCACUUGGCGCGCUCGAGAUGAUUGGCAAAAAACAUGUCGUGUCAUGUGUCUAUGGCUUGGACCUCGUGGCAAGUCUGCGCACAGCAGGCCAAUCCGAUUUUUCGAUGCAGCGCGGCAGCCUGCUAUUAUGUCC